GGCCAUUCAGUUUUAAAGAGACGCGCAACGACAGCAGUUCAGGAAAAAUUUGUGCCGAAGUGAUACUCCUCUGGUCUAUAACGGUGCUCAGCUUCAUCCACAGUCACAAUCACCGUUUCAGAGGUGGUGGAACAUUUUGUGUGUGUAUAACGAGUUCCUCGGUGGCAGUGUCUGGGUUUAUCACAUCUCUAUAGAACGUAUUGCGUCACUACACACUUAGUUGAGCAUUUUUGAGGACGCUUUGUUUGCACAGAGCAAUCAACAAACGUACAAUGAGUCACAAUUAUAAAGGGCUCCUGCUGGCCAUGAUCUUAACAUGGUCAACCUUACUGCCAAUUUUAGUGAAUGGCACCACAGAGCUACAGGAGACGCCACUGGCUCUGCCCGUGGCCGAGUUCACCAAGCCGACAGCGGCGACACAAGGUGAGAUCUGGGAGGAGGACGAUCACGAGGUGUUAAUACGCAAUGAGCGCGGCACCAAGAGCGAUGGACUCUCUUGUCGCUAUGGCAAAAAUCCCUGGACCGAAUGUGAUACCAAGACCAAUACGCGUUCACGAACUCUGACAUUGAAAAAGGGUGAUCCGGCUUGCGAUCAAACUCGCACCAUUCAAAAGAAGUGCAAAAAAGCGUGUCGAUAUGAGAAAGGUUCCUGGUCGGAGUGUGUCACAGGCCAAAUGACCAGAGCUGAUAAAUUGAAGGCCACGAGCGAUCCAUCAUGCGAGUCAACACGUAUAAUCAAGAAGAACUGCAAGCCCGGCAAGUCCAAGGAUAAGAGUGCCAAGGAGCAGCGCAAGAAUAAGGACAAAGCUGCUCGAAAAGGACGCGUUUAAAUAAACUCUGGUAGCGUAUUUUACGGAUUUUUUAAAGUCAAAUAUAAGAUUAUUUCCCAGAAACUCUCGUUUAUCAAA
This is a messenger RNA of Drosophila mojavensis, 908 nucleotides long. RefSeq lists its product as uncharacterized. Lineage: Eukaryota; Metazoa; Arthropoda; Insecta; Diptera; Drosophilidae. Gene Ontology annotation, biological process: mesoderm morphogenesis. The record is from RefSeq and is a predicted model, not a curated record. Gene Ontology annotation, molecular function: growth factor activity; heparin binding. Gene Ontology annotation, cellular component: extracellular region. The coding region runs from base 273 to 830 and encodes 185 amino acids. The transcript has 6 exons.